Molecule: messenger RNA, 1877 nt
Organism: Populus nigra (black poplar)
Lineage: Eukaryota; Viridiplantae; Streptophyta; Magnoliopsida; Malpighiales; Salicaceae
Exons: 1
Coding region: 186-1583 (465 amino acids)
Source: RefSeq, a predicted model, not a curated record
UAUAUAAAUCCAUACUUUCACUUAAUGCUCUCUCUGGCUCCCCCCAUCCCACUCUCUCCCUCUCCCUCUCCCUCUCCCUCUCUCUCUCUGAGUUUUGGAUCCAGCAUAUCCAAGCUCUAGUUCUUAUAAGUCAGUCCCCAUUAGAUCUUUCAAGGCCAACACAAACCUAGGCUAGAGUGCUCAAAAUGGCUCCACCCAAGUACUUGAUCUGUUUCAGUCUCAGACAGGUACCUCUGCUUUAUCUUGUUUUGUUCUUGUUUACUUCUCUUCUCCUCUGUGCCUCCUCAGACAGUGAUCAACAGCAGCAGCUUCAAACCGAUCGAUUUCUUGUUAGAAGAAGAAUGUUGGAAGUGGAAACAUAUGACGACCAAGUACCCAAGAAAAAAAACACCAAUUUAUCCUCCAAGAAUCAAACCAAGCUCACCAGCCCUAGCCUAUCUACAAAAAACCAAACCAAGCCCAUCAAGACUGGCAGCCUAUCCACCAAGAACCAAACCAAGAUUACAAAAUCUACGAACUCAACAAAAGCAACACUCGCCGAUUCCCAAUCCAAGAAUCAGCUUAAGAAGCUCAAUACCACUUCUCAGCUCAAAAAGCUAAACUCCACUUCGCAGCUCAAGAAACUCAAUUCCACCUCGAAAACCUUCAACUCCACCAAAUCCAUUGCUGGUUCCACCAAGAAAACACCAGAUCUACUCAAACUAGGCUCAUCCACCGACAAAACAACUAAACCCACUUCCACAAAGCAAACACAAUCCCUCGUAGACAAGAAAGUCGGUAACCAAGAAUCUCAAAAACAAAACAAAAACCAAAAACAAACCAAUGAAAAAAAGACCACCCAAUCUAAAAAACAACCAAGCUGGAUUGGACAAGAUGAUGAAGAUGAUUUGGUUGCUGAAUUCAGAGAUCUUCCAUCAAAGUUUCAUCAAACUCUCAUACCAGACCUUGAGAGAAUCUCAAUAACUUCCAAGAAGUAUCUUACAAAAGCCAACAAUGAUUUGACCAGAGGGUUCAAGCCGAUUGUUGGAAACAAGUAUGCACCUACCAUUGCCUCUAUAGUCUCUUUUGCAUUCAUUCUAAUACCUCUACUUCUGGUUUCUCUUAUCUUUAACCACAUCAAAGCUUAUUUCUCUAUACAAAAGAUCUUGAUUUUCAUCCAAGUUUAUCUCUCAAUCUACUUCACCAUUCUAUGCCUCUCUUCAUUAGUUACUGGGCUUGAGCCCUUGAAGUUCUUCUAUGCUACUUCACAGUCCACUUACGUUUGCUUAAUGGUUCUUCAAACCCUUGGCUAUGCACUGUACUUGUUGUUGCUAUUGAUGUAUUUGAUCCUGGUCUUUUCCACGGAGUGUGGGUUGAGCUCAAAGUUUCUGGGCCUGGGUCAGACCCUGGUGGGCUACGCAGUUGGGCUGCAUUACUACGUGGCAGUGUUUCAUAGGGUUGUCUUGCACCAACCACCCAAGACUAAUUGGAAGGUUCAUGGGAUUUAUGCCACGUGUUUCCUCGUGAUUUGUCUGUUUGCUAACGCUGAGAGGAGAAAGAAGGCUUACUUGGAAGAGGGUGGUGAAGAGGGUAAGAAGAACUAGUUCGUAAAGAUUUUGAAGAAAAUGCAAUAAGGCUCGUUUUGUCAUCUGCUUUUUUCCUCUAAAUAUGUCUGAAUUCUAGAUAGUUUCAUUUGCUCCCAUCUCUUGUUAUCAAGAGGGAAUGGAGAACACCACCACAAUGUCUGGUGGGCAGUGUAAUGCCACUGGCCAAGCAACCAUGGAGUUACACCAGAGCAUCAAAAGUAGAAUAGAAGAAUCUCGCAAUUGUAUCAAAUUUCAUAUAAUCCUUGCAUUUGUAUUACAAAUAAGAAUGAAACUAGUAAUUUUACACUUUAA